AUGGACACUGUUGUACGCAUGUUUAAGGUACUGGCCAUAACGCGGAGUUGGUACAUGUGCUUCAGUGCUUAAAUUAGUAUUAUUUCAAAUCUCGCUAUUUCAGCUGAUCUUCACGGACCUCUGGCUCCUGAAGAAUCUGCGAACUGGAAAAGCCAGUUCCCAUGCUCUCCAAAACACUCUCUCUAGACAAUACAAGACCUUAAACACUGCUUUUGUCUGAAAAUAUUUUGAAAGGCCAAGACAACCUUUAAUACAACACAACAGUUAAUAUAAAUUUACACAGAAGUUAAAAGUGAAUUCUUUUCAGAGCAGUCCACGGCUUUUUAAAGAGCUUAUUUAUUAUUUAGAUAUAGUGCCCUCUAAUUACUUUUUGACUACUUCGCAUUGAUAAAGUAAUUGAUUAUUCUUAUUUCUGUUUUUAAUUUUUUUGUGAAGAGCCUUAGAGUUUUAGGACGUGCCGCGCUAAGGAAGUACGAUCUAUGUUUGUUAAUAGAUUCUCUCUUGAUAUGGAGUGAUGUUUUGUAAUGAAAUAUAGUGAACAAAUCGAUACGAUAGAAAAAAAAGCUCAAGAAACAUCAGAAUGAAAGGAUGCAGAAUAAUGUGUUAAUUAAUUCGAAUAGAAUGCAAUUCAGUAAUAAAUGUUUACACAGUCUUUGAGUUGACUGUAAAUUUUGAACUACGUGCACUGGUGAGAAUGUGAAAGAUUGAUUACACUUUGUAUAUUGAAGAAAAAAAAUCGCAACUGAUCUAUAAAUUACCCCCCAAAAAUACAGUUAUGUCGUUAAACGGUACGAUCUUGUGUGUGUUAAUAAGUAACCGAGAUUGGUUUAAUUGUUCUUGUUCAAAUACCCAGUAAAAAAGCUGAUUAAACUUUGUUGUAUUGGUUUAUAGUACUGUGGAAAACACUCUCAAGUAGCCACGCAAGCUCGAGGAAUUGAUUUUUCUGAGAACUUGUUACUCUUUUUCGUAUUUUUAUUGUUAUCACUCGGUUUACCUUCUUGUUAGUUUUCUCAAAUAUGCAUAUUUUUUCUGUAACGUCAAUUCUCGGCGUUGCGUUAUGUGAUCGUCAUUGUCAAAUUUCGUAAAUUCAUUAGUUCUAUUGUCCUUGUUCAGUUCAAAAUAAAUGUUUUCUCUUUCGUCCAUUUAAACCAGUCUUUGUACCCUGAGUUGCCGAACAGAUCUUGUAAGUAUAGUUUGUCAUGUAUUUUUGCUUGUAUUUUAUUCGAUUGUUUGUCGGUCCCAAAGUUUUCUUUUUUGGCAAAGUUUUUCAGUCCUCGUUUAAUAAUUCUGUAGUUUCCUGUGUUUAAAAUUGUUACAGUGAGUAAAAGGAUUUUCACCUUUUCAGUCGUUUUAUCGUGGGGCUUUUUUUGACCAAUACCUCUGUGAAAAGGAUAAGGAAAAGGAAUGUUGCCUCAAAAAACACACUUCAGUUUCUUUUCCAGUUAACGUUAAUAUUUUCAUUACUUGCUCAAAAGAAGUCAGAACCAAUUCCCAUGACCGGCGUUUGAGAAUAAGUGGAGUGAAAAAUCUAAAAUGAGUCGGGGCAUUUUUGUUUUCACAGAGGGAAACGACAUUUUCGAAAAUGUUGCAAUAACAACUGGUACGAUUGUCGGCUUUUUGACGGAAACAUGACCAUCGAAAACUUUCUAUGGUAGAACUUCUUCUUUCCACUAUGAUUCCAAAAACAUUGUUUUCAGUUGCUUUGUUUUUCUUCGUGAUUGUUUUUUUCUCAAGCAAAAGGCUUUAUCUGACGCGCAGUGAAGUGCAUGUACCCUGUAAAUUAUGUUUUGGUACUCAACCUCUCUUACCUGAAGUGUAACAGAAUUAGAAAUUGAUUCUUUGUAGCCUAAGGCCAUUUCAGUGUUGAUGCCAAUGUCAAAAAACAGCUGCCCUAAUAGUGAUAAUCAAUUUCAUUCAGUCGAAACUAAAACGCUAUCAUGCGAACGACCUCAAUACUUGAUCAGAAUUUGGAAGUAAAACUAAUAUCUCUUCGUAGCACAAAAUAUUUCAUUUGAAAGCGGGCUCUUCGCGUUUUUCUUCUUCGAUAAUAAAUACAGGACACAGAAUCUUCCAGCCCCUCCCUUUCUUCCAGCACCGACAACGAAAAGGCGAUCAACCUCAGGAUGAAUAUUCAUUACUACUUGCAACCAAUAGCCGAGUUUCCAUUGUCGUCAUUUUUACAGCCAAUUUCUCUCUUCAACAAGAAGAUUUUGCAGUCGGAAAGCAUAAACCAUCUGUGGCCGUGGGUCUGAUAGGGUAAUAUCGGUUACUGCUUAUUGUUGUUCAGUGUUGUAAAUAAGGUCAAUUUGGUUGUCAACAAGCACUGAUUUAUAUUUUAUAGCUGCUUUCCAACCAAAACGCUUACGAUUAUUUUUCCCCAGCAAGAUUGCAUCAUUUAGGGUACGUAUAAACUCAGUGAGAAUGAUUAAUUUGCUAAGACUGUCCUGCACAGCCCAUUCAUUUUUUUAUCUCAACAUCCCAAAUUAUUUUCGAGUAGAAUGCCAAAAACAUUAAUGAUGGUCUCAAAUAUUCGCUGAAUUGAUACUUUAGCUUCAUUUUCAGUGUCGAGCACUGUUUAGCAAGACAAACAAGGGCGUUGUCAGUAAUCCUUUGAACUGCGCGAUGUUGAACGAUGGGCUUUUAGGGUGGUUCCAGUUUUUGAGUUUUUAACGCAAUCCCUUAUUCUGACUUUUCAAAUGAAACCUGUUCAGUAAUACUUUUGCAUGGCACCACAAAAUUUUCAGCAUUUAACCAAAUGAAAUUUGCAAACUUUUGUUAAAGUUUGACUUUGAGCGUGAACAGAGUUAAGAUAAAACACAGUCUUAGACUCAGUGUAACUGAAAGUUUCUUAGACUCCCUCAAAACUAAUCAAAUCUCUUUGGUUCAAUUUUUUUUCUCUUUAAAAUUUAGACUAAAAUUUCAAAACCUCAGCCGUGUUUUAACGGAUUUAAAAAGACUCAUGAAUGAAGUGCUUGUCUUCUUUAUAGCGCCUCCAUAAUCUAUAAAUGUUGAAAGAGUCGUGCACUUAAUUAUAACCGCGAACACUAAACCACAAUUGAGAACAGAGAAUGAAGCUGUCCGAGUUUCACAUUAGCGAUCUUCCCCUUUUGCGCCUGGGAGCUAAUUCGAGGAUUUUCGUUAUUGAUUCCAUCACAACUUUUUUUGCCUUCAAGACAGGAAGAAACAUGGUUGUUAAGAAAACAGUUCUCAUUUUCGUAAUUGGCCUAUUUACAGUGGAUCUGGCACAGAUCGGAGCAUCAGGUAAAAAUCGAUUUAAGUUAGACAGGAGGCUAUAACCACAGAGGCUCCAUCCGUCACAUUUAACAUUAUUUGUGUUUUGAAUGUACAAUUGUAAAUCUCGCUACGAAUAGGCAAUUUACAAAUGCUGCUUGAGAUUGGAAUAUUCAAAAAAAAAACAGAGAAGAAAAAAGAAAAGAAAAGACAUCAAAAUUGCAUUAUGUUUGGGCUAUCCCAAUACAUUUUUCUACAUCAAAAGAUGUAAUAUGUUGCUCUAAUGGCUAUACAGUUGACUCCCGAUAACUCGAACCCUCGCUAACUCAAACCUCGCGCUAACUCGAACCAAACUCGAUUUCCCCUGGAUUUCCCUCAUACGUUUACUCUAAUUUUACCCUCGGUAACUCGGACCUACCACUAACUCGAAGUAGUUUUUGUUUUCCCUCAGAUCAUUUCUCUAUAAUUUUACCCUCGAUAACUCGAACCGUGUUUUGAGCCUUUAAAAAGACGAAAAAAAACAAAAAAAAAAACAGUGUGCUGGCGUCCAAAACAUUGAAUUUUGAAUCACUUCCCAUUGACGUGUUGUAGGCAUAUAGUUUACUAUAGUGAAGGCUGAUGUUGGUUGUCACAAAUCUAACGUGAAACAGCUUUACCAGUCUCAAAACAGUAAAACGCAUACUCUUAAUAUUACGCUAUGUGUUGUCACGUUACUUUCUGUUUUAUAAUUUAGAAGAAUCUUUUAAUUUACACUUGACACUUCUACAAUUGAAUGUGAUUAAAAUGUUCACAGUGCAGUAAAAGCUGUUCUUUUCCCUGUUUUCCUUACUCCCGAGGCUAUUUUCUGCCCGAUGACUCCAACUCUUUUCGAUUUCCCUUGAAGGUUCGAGUCAUCGGACGUCGACUGUAUAUAAAUAUAUAAAAGGCAUGUAUUACUUCAAACUUAGCAAAAAAAAGUUUCAGUUUUCAUAUCUUUACUUUUAUAGUAUUUGACGAAUGUAAAGACUACGAACAACUAGACGACAGUGAGCGUGCUGCAGGUGUGCACAGAGGAAAUACUCUGAAAUGUGACCAGAAAGACCUGACCACCCCCAACUGGUACAGGUUUAUUGGAAACGCUGGUAUUCAGAUGCCAACCUCCUGUGUUCCAGUACAUUACUGUGGAACACAUGCACCUGGAUGGUUAAGCACUCCGCAUCCAACAAGUGUCGGACAGAUCGUUAAUGGCACAGUGUGCUUUAACUGGGGUGAUAACUGUUGUAGCUGGGAUGCAAACAUCCAGAUCAAGAGAUGUAAUGGAUUUUACGUUUACAAACUGGUCGCAACACCUGUAUGCUGGUUACGGUACUGUGGAAAUGCAGGAUUCGGUGAGUGAAGGGGUCGAACCAUUAAUUCAGUGGUAACAUAUCUCUAAGUAAAGAACAAAGAUAACUAAGGGUGGAUUUCCACUGUCGCGUAAUUUUCACAUGAGUACGCACGUUUUUAGGCGCUUAAAUAAAAUUGAGGCGAUGUAUGACUGGGUCGCGCGUAAACGUAACUGUUGAGCGAAGUUCAAAUUUACGUUUACGCGUGACCUUCCUACAUUGCCUCUAUUUUAUUUGCGCGUCUAAAAUCUACGUGUAUGUGUACGCACAUAAAAAUUAAGCGACAGUGGAAAUCCACCUUAAAGUGUAAGCAUGUACGUCAUUGGGAAAUUGUAGAUUUAACAAAUAUAAUUAACUAAAUAACUUAUUAUUCAUUUUACAUCUCCCAAAAACUCCUCAGACCCAUGUGAAGCAAGCAAGCCUUGUCAAAACGGAGCAACAUGUGUUAAUAACAACGAUGAUUACUUCUGUCACUGCAAGCCGGGUUACGAAGGGAAGGACUGCGAACAAGGUAAGUAACCAACAUUGUUUUUUCCAUUUAUGAAAGUAGAACAAAAACUUUAUAUUGUGCCGUUUGAAGUAAUAUUUAGGAGGCUUGUUUUUAGAAAAGUCGUAUAGAUAGAGCUAUUUCUAGGAAUCUAUAUUAACGAGCGUAUUGUUUUUUGAAAAUUUUGCCUGAUGGAAAAAAAUAAGAAGAUUUAACAAUUAUUCCUCGAGCCCGAAUGGGCUCUGAGUCAAUAGCCCAUGAAGGACGAAGGCCGAAUAGGCUAUUGACUCAGAGGCUAUGAGGGCAAGAGGAAUAAUUGUUUUAGUAACAUCCAACUAGAUGGUCAAAAAUAUCGAGAAUAAAAAAGUUUUAGCUACUUAAAGCUGGACUUUAAUCCUUUUUUGCCGCCGAAAAGCCGGCGCUUUUCGCUACUAGUGGGCUAUAACAUAUAGCCUAGUAGUAGCUCAACCAAUCAGAACGCAGCAUUAAUAAUAGACCACUAGUUCGAUUUUACUAAACAUUGAUAACACUGCUUUACUUGCAGACGUCGAUGAGUGUACCUCUGGACCUUGUCGCAAUGGAGGAACAUGUGAAAACCUUCCAGGAAGCUACAAGUGUGAAUGCAAGCCUGGAUUCUUGGGCAAUGACUGUGAAAUCGGUACAUAUUUUGCAUUCUUA
Molecule: messenger RNA, 5760 nt
Organism: Porites lobata
Lineage: Eukaryota; Metazoa; Cnidaria; Anthozoa; Scleractinia; Poritidae
Source: the annotation of a GenBank genome assembly